AUGCUGGAGGCCGGAGGAGUGAACAGGACUAUCGAGCAAAUUAAAACACGCUGGAAAGCGCUAAAAACGGCGUAUUACAAAGCUAAAGUCCAGAACCAAAAAAGCGGUUACAAUCUUUCAAAUUUCCCAUUUUUUCGUCUGAUGGACGAAGUGAUGGAAGGCAGACCAAUGGCUAAUGUGAAGAGCCAUGGUGUGGACAUUGGGUUUGCUCCUGCCCUGGAGGAAAGCAUCAUAGGUGGGUCUAAUGUAAUGUAUCAUAUUUGUUACCCUUACCUGAUGUUAGCUGAACGUUAUGUUUUUUUGUUGUACCGUUACUCUUUUAAUGGACCAUGAGUCUGCAAAAAGUUAAUUAAUGAAUAAUGUCCUAGCAUUAGUUAGCCUGUUUGUGUGCAUGUGUUUUAUGUCCUUCAUUCCUCAUUCAACGUUAACCAUCUAAACACGAUGGUGUUUGUUGUGACGGGACUGGUGUGUAGUCUAAUGUUAAUUCUUGCAUACACAAACACACACUGCAAAGAUCAUAACAUUAGAAUGAUAUCUCUUUUGUACUGUAACUGCAGGGGACAAUAAAGUAAAUGAAAUGAAAUGUCAGUUUGAGAUCCAUACAUUAUGUGUAAUAUGUUAGCGGAUCCCUCUGCAUUACAUUCAUAAUGCUAUCAAGUUAAAUACAGGUUAAUAGCUUAAGAAAUCCAUUCAGAUAAAAUGAAAUGUAGACCUAUCUUUGAUUAAAGAUGUGUGUGUGUGUUUUGGAUAUCAUGAAAUUGUACUUUCUGCAAUUGCUGCCUGUGUACUUGUGUGAUGUGUGCCUGUGUGAUGAAGUUGCAUAAACAAUAUUUUGUGUAGCCCUAACAGUAAGUCUUUAUUUUCACCACACAGAUGAGGAGUAUUUUGGUGGAGAGCCAAGCCCAGGAGCAUCUCUGGAGGAGGAAAAUGAGACUGCUACCACCACAGAACAAGAGAGUGAGCCCCCAGGCACGACAGAGCUCGAGAAUGAGACCGCAGGCACCACGGACCAAGACGAGUCUAUCUCAAAGACAUGGACCACCACGAAGAGUAAGCCAUGUUAGAGAGUAAAUGCUGUAAAACAGCCCAGACGCAUGAGCCUAGUCUGAUGAUUGAAUAAGUGAGUUUUGUCUUGACUUGUUGAAAUGCACCAGAGACAGAGAGAAACUACAAUUAGAAUGUAAAAUGAAAGGAGCUGAAUGAAUUCAUUCUUACUAAUGUCAUAUUUCAAUAUACUUAGGAUCCAAACCACAACAGUCAUCUGCUUAUGCCAAAGCUCUUUGCACCAGAGGCCUGUACUACGAAGCUGGAUUAACACAUCCAGGAUAACUCUGCGACAACUCGCUAAACUUCACCGGAUCUCCGCGAUCCCGAUCAGCUGUACUACGAAGCAGGAUAUCAACUCGAUAACUGAAUCCAGUUCAGAUCUGUGCGCGCACACGUAAAGGGGGUCGGGUCAGUGCCACCGGACCAAUCUCCACAAUGGAGAAGGCUGCACGUCAUUGUUCACAGCUGAAGAACAGAGCUUUAUUUAAACAGUGAGACAGACACAGCCGCUAAAAGCCGGAGGGACUGCCGGCAAAAAAAAUCACCGCUUGUGUAAAUUACAUUUGUGCGUUCAUAAAUUUAUGGCCCCCUAAUAUAUUGUCAUGCAGCGUGUGUGAUCACCACCAUCACUGACCUCUUUAUUUCAGAUACAACAGCAGUGGGGAAAAGAGUACGUGGGAGCAAAUAAAAAUAAAUCUAAAAACAUCCUUUUAAGUAGUUUGUAAGUUUAUUGAAAGAUUUUAUUUGUACAUAUUUCAACGCGUAAACAGUGAUUUCCUCACACUGCCUUUUUUUUUUCUCCAUCAUCUGAUGGUCACGUCAUCUGCACACAUUUGGGGUUAAGAGUUUUCUAAUCUGCUUCAAUGAAUUCUGAAAGAUGACUAACAAAUUUGAACCUGGAGCUUGGCAAAUAUUAGUGUAUUGCUUAGACUUCAUGCUACCUGAAUAUUGAGGCCGUCCGAGGAAAACCUGUAACGUUCAUAGAGAACGUCAUCAGGUAAAUCAAACGGAUUUGAACGAUCAUGAAUAUAACGCUCUCGGCGAAGCGCUCCUCUCACUAUCCGUGCAACGAUGUCCCCGGGAUCCGGCAAAAGUGGGCAAGACAUUUUCCAAGAGAUCCGAUUGGUCAGUGGGCGGUUUUUUAUACCUGCUGAGAUCUUAUCCUGAAACAUAACCUGCUCCGGAGCAGGUUUGGCGUUCCGCGUAAGUUACCGGGGCAACGGACCCGGAUAAAAAGAGAUCCACCUUCGUAGUACAGAAAACCCAGAAGUUAUCCAUAAGUUAUCUCGCUAAGACCAAAUCCAGCUUCGUAGUACAGGCCUCUGGUCUACUGAACAUCAGGACUUCAUGCUGAAGUUGCAGGAGUCUCAACGUGCAUGGGAAGAACAACAACAAAAACAACAAGAAAGGGACGCCUUGUUCCUCGAACGCUUUAUAGAACAAAGCUCCCGCUCAAAUUAGUGUCUUGUGGGUCAGUUAUUUGAUUGUCUUAAAACCCUUUUUCCUCCACAGCCAGUUCCACCUCCACAGCCAGGUCCACCAUUCCAUUACCAUCCUCCGACACCCCCUCAACCCUACCCAGGCUACAUCUAUACAGCUCCGUAUUCUCUGAGCCCAGAGUCAGAAUACAGCAUGCAAGACCUCGGUUAGCUGGAAAAAGGAUUACAAAUGAUUACAAAUGACACUUGUUAUCCAAUGUUUACUGUUGUGUCAAUUUCUUUUUGUUUUUACAUUGGUAUGAGCUCUAAAUAUCAAUUGUUUAUUGCAAUUCUUGGUUGCAGUUCAACACUUUCAUGACACUUGUCAUUUUCCUUAGCACAACUGUCAGGCCCCUGACAUG
Molecule: messenger RNA, 2887 nt
Organism: Xyrichtys novacula (pearly razorfish)
Lineage: Eukaryota; Metazoa; Chordata; Actinopteri; Labriformes; Labridae
Source: the annotation of a GenBank genome assembly